This is a messenger RNA of Mobula hypostoma (lesser devil ray), 3019 nucleotides long. It is a transcript of the gene pofut3, whose product is annotated as fucosyltransferase 10. Gene Ontology annotation, molecular function: alpha-(1->3)-fucosyltransferase activity. Bases 1 to 1818 code for a protein of 605 amino acids. The transcript has 5 exons. The record is from RefSeq and is a predicted model, not a curated record. Gene Ontology annotation, cellular component: membrane. NCBI's taxonomy places the organism in Eukaryota, Metazoa, Chordata, Chondrichthyes, Myliobatiformes, Myliobatidae.
AUGGACAACCUGCAAAAGUGUUAUGAAGAACAAACCAAGGUUAACGAUGAACUAAGACAGAAGAUUAUUGAUUUAGAAAAUAGAAGGAAUAACAUACGAAUUCUUGGUCUUGAAGAGUUAACUGAAGGCGAUCCUCCUAUGGAAUUUUUUGCAAACCUUCUGGUUCAGCUAUUUCCUGAUACUUCAAAAUCGACACCAAUGAUUGACCGAGUGCAUAGAAUACCUGCGAACAGAAUGUUUACAAGCAAACCUCAUUCAUUGCUAAUCGCUUUUCAUGAGUUUCAAACAAAGGACCAUAUAAUUCGUGAAUCUUAUCGGGAAGGACAGGCGGUGGGAUGUCUUCUUUGUUACUGUCGCGAAAUGGAAGAGCCUUGGGUGAAAGGAGAGUGGCGCCGCGGUGGUAGGAUCGGCAGGAGAUGGCUCUGGUUGCACUGCCUGUGCUGCUGCACCCUGCUGUUCCUCCUUGUGACUUUGCAGGUGGUGGUUGAACUGGGACAGUUUGAAACAAAGGAAAUAACGGGUGAGGAUUUCUACAGCGACAGAAUGGAGGAUUGGAAUCUGGUGAAUGACGCAAAUGAUUUACAGAACAGUGUGAAGCAAUAUUCUGAUUUGGGAAAUGAGUGUCCCAUUAUUCUGUGGUGGUCACCACUGACUGGAGAACUGGGCCGCCUAGGCCAAUGUGGAAGAGAUACCUGUUUCUUUACUGUAAACAGGACCUAUCAGGAUCAUCGAAUGACACGAGCAUUCUUGUUUUAUGGCACAGACUUUCAGAUUGAUAGUUUACCGCUGCCUCGGAAGCCCCAGCAUGAAUGGGCCUUGUUCCACGAAGAAUCUCCUAAGAAUAAUUACAAGCUUUUCCACGAACCCACUGUCACAUUAUUUAAUUACACCUCCACAUUCAGCCGCAACUCUCAUUUGCCACUGACAACCCAGUAUCUGGAGAGUAUUGAAGAGUUGAAGUCACGUAAAUAUAUGCUCCCUCUGUCUGAGAAGAAUCGUUUGAGGGAGCACCUGGCCCCAUUGGUGUAUGUCCAGUCUGAUUGCGACCCUCCAUCAGACCGAGACAGUUACAUACGAGAAUUGAUGAAAUAUAUCCAGAUAGACUCUUACGGUGAAUGUCUACAUAACAAAGACCUUCCAACUGGCCUGAAGGAUCCAACAGCCAUGGAUGACGAUGCAUUCUACUGGAUUCUUGCUCAGUACAAAUUCAUUCUUGCUUUUGAGAAUGCUGUUUGUGAUGAUUACAUUACUGAGAAACUGUGGAGACCAUUUAAGUUAGGUGCAGUUCCAAUUUACUUUGGUUCCCCAAGUGUAGCAGAUUGGUUGCCCAGCAAUAAAAGUGCAAUACUUGUGGGAAGCUUCACACACCCCAAGGAACUAGCUGACUAUAUUAUACAACUGGAUGGUGAUGAUCAGAGCUACGAGGUCUUCCUCGAGUGGAAGCAGAAAGACUUAAUCUCCAAUGAGAAGCUGCUAACUGCCAUGAAAGAACGCAAAUGGGGAGUUCAAGAUGUUUCCCAGGACAACUACAUCGAUGCCUUUGAGUGUAUGGUGUGCAGUGCAGUGUGGGAAAACCUUAGAAGAAAGCAAAAGGGUUUAUCACCAAUUGAAUGGCGGGGACAAGCCAACCACCUCAGCUGUCCAAGGCCAAAGGCUUUUCCUUUCUCACCACCCUCAAACGGGGGGACACUAGUCCGAGAUUUGUGGAUGCCAAGCUUUGACCAAUCAAAACGAGAAGCUGCAGCACUGAGGCACCUAGUGGAACUGAACCGAAACUUCACAGUGGAAACCUUCUGGAGGAUGGUGUUUAGUGACUAAUGACACUGAGAUUAAUAUUUAUUCUCAAAAAUCACCUAUUCUUCAGAUUCUUUUGAGGACUGCAUAAAUCUAGAAUAAGUGCAUUCAGUGAUAACAAUAUCUGCACAGAUUUCAUAUGAAAUCCAACAAAUAAUUACUAGAGGCCAUAUUGUGGCUAGGUGAUUAUUUAGUUCAAAGUGAUUUAUCGGUUAGCUUCAGUCGAAAUCAUCUUGAAAGUAGUAGUGUUUUCUUUUGCACUGGAGAUUUCCUCAAUAAGAACUUUGGCACAUUCCAUGGGCUUUGGAAGGAUGUCAAUGCGAGAUAAGUGUUCUGAGUAUGCCCUGUUAUUUUUCUGCAAGGGUUAACCCUCUGAAAUGACUAGAACUUUCCAUCACCAGAAUAAAAGUGAUAGGAGUCUCAGAAACCUUAAUUGUCAGUGCAAUUAACCCACACUGUCUUGGUGAGGUUGCAGUAACAAGAACUAAAUAGAAAGUCUAAAUGGAUUGCACACAGUUGCAUAUCAAGCAAUACUUUUCAUAAAAGCACAAUUUCGACUUGAAUUCACCAGCAAGUAAAUGACAAAAUAUGAACUAUGCAACAGAGACUCAAGAGUUCUCCCCUCCCUCACAUUAGCUGGUGAAACUCAUAUUUGUGCCUUUGUAUAUCUAUAGAUUUAACAAUUCCAGAGCUUUCAUGAUUUGAGCUUAUGUGAACUUCAGCUCCUGGUGAUUUUUUUUAGAUUUUGCUAUUUGGAAUUGCACCCAUUAGCUUUGUGGUCACUGGACUGUCUCGAUUCCUAGAACUGUGACAUCAGAACAAAAUACUACUGGGUGUAGACAAGAAUGUGAAAUUGAAGUUACCAUUAGAUCUGCUGUGAUCUCAUUGAAUGGGAAUGAGGGGUCUAGAGGCUGAGUGGUCUACUCCUGCUCCUACUUUUUACAUUAUUAAAAGUUUCAUCUUCAUUUUUCAAUUCAUCAGUGGACUUUAAUUACUCCUCAUAACCUACAGUCCUUCCCAGACUCUUAUUCUUCACCAGCACUGAACUCAUCUGGAGCACCUAAUUUUCCUCUCACCACCAGUGACAUCUGAGGCCUUAAGUUCUUGAACUCACUACAUGAGCCCUUCCACCUUUUGAUACCUUCCUUCUCUUGUUCAUAUAGUUAUAUUGAAAAUUGCUUCAAUAAAAUGCUUAGGAGUGAAACUAGAAAAUGCCAAAGACUCC